Cryphonectria parasitica EP155 is the source of this 1395-nucleotide messenger RNA. RefSeq lists its product as uncharacterized. The annotation marks the transcript as partial. The record is from RefSeq and is a predicted model, not a curated record. Lineage: Eukaryota; Fungi; Ascomycota; Sordariomycetes; Diaporthales; Cryphonectriaceae. The transcript has 2 exons.
CUCGAGGCCCUGUACAACCUGACCACGUACUGCCCGGACUGGGCCAAGCGCCUCGACGAGCUCAGCGGCCAGAUUGACCAGCGCCAGAUCGACCUGGCCGAGUUUGCCGAGCAGCAGUCCCCAACCUCGUGCAGGAGGUCCCUGCGGAACCGCGGCUCGACAGAGAGCCUGAAGCCCAGAGACGAUGGCGAGGCCCACCCCGGCAUCGUCGAUGGCGUCGCCAGCCCGGGUGCCACCGGCGCGGUCCAUAAAAUGCAGACGACAGACGGGCCAGCACCACAGCAGCAGCAGCAGCAGCAGCAGCAUCCACGAGAACCGUUGAGCCCGAACGAGGCCAACUCCCCCACCUCGUCGGCUGUCGAGCGCCAGACACCCCAGGUCAUGGCCAUGGCCUCUGCCAAUGCACGCGCUACGCUGCGGCGCACACAGCUAAACAAAAGGGCUGCCGCGGCGGUUGUCUCGGCCGAGUCGAUGCUGACGGGUGACGGAGCUGCAGCGCCCAAGUACCGAAGCAGGAACCUAGUGAUUGUCUACUACGAUAGCUACGUGCAGUCCUUCUUCGAGGAGGUGGUCAAGUUUGUGAGCGCCAGCCGCAACCUGAUGCGCAAGGCCAAGAUGGCCGCCAAGGUCGCCCAGAUCAGAAGGAUGGCCGAGCUGGAGACCCCCGACGACGAGUCGUCCGAUUCAGACGAUGGCCCAGGCUUUGGCUUCGCACCAGCACCAGCACCAGCAGCAACAGCAGUCACGGGUCCCGUGCAAUUAUCAUACAAACAAACAGUAGGCAUAGGCAACGGCAACGGCAACGGUCUGCCCAGACAGGGACUAUCGAGUCCCUUUCGACCGUAUUUGGCAGCCCGGUCGCCUUCAAACCCUGCUCGUGGCAAGAAUGGCCAUGCCGACCAGCAACAACCAGGCGACAUCUUCGAUGACCUUGACAAGGGCCUCGAGGUCGUGCAGUCCAUGUGUGAGCGCGCAGCACAUCAGUUCUUGCGCGACGGUGACUGCGCCGACGAGAUCAUUAAGAUCAAGGAGCGGCUGACGCACACCAAGACCCUGGCCGACAAGGAGAUGCAGCGCAUGCUGGCUGGCGACACAGACGGGAGUCUGAAGAAGCUGCUGACUGAGGGGCUUGUGGGAAACCGGACGUUUCGCUCGCACGGUGUGCGGCGGGAUACGAUGAGGUUGCGGCCCAGCUUCGCGGGCAGAAGUACGGCUGCGGCCAACGGGAUGAAUGGUGCAGCCGGACCGAGUUUGACCCCAAGCAAUACAGGUAUGGUGGCGCUCGAAGUCGACGAGGGCAUUCGCGCCAGCAAUACGAACGGGGGAGCAGCACCGAGACUCCAGCCCGCAUCGAUACCGACAACGAUGGGCCCACCGCUCGGGUCGGGCCCCUGA